AGCGCGGCGCAGGCUGCGGGUCGGAGCCCCCUGGCCGCCCCCCACCAUGUCCCUGGGGCUCCCCUGUCCCGCGCUGGCCCUGGGGCUCCUGCUCCUGCUGCCCGGGACUCGCAGUGACUGUGGGCCCCCACCAAAGCUGAAUCAUGCCGUCCCCUCCACUAUGAAUCGCACAGAGGGCUUCCCUGUUGACUCCCAAGUUACAUACAGGUGCAGUGAUGGCUUCCUUAAAAUCCCUGGAAAGUCAGACACUGUAGUGUGCCUUUCAAACUCACAAUGGUCAAACAUCAACGAGUUUUGUGGUCGUAGUUGUGGUGUCCCAACAAGGUUAAAGUUUGCUGCCUUAAGUAAGGAAGAUGAGAGGAAGAAUUACCAUCCUGUUGGGAUCACUGUGAGAUAUACUUGUCGCCCAGGGUAUGAGAACAUCACUGAAAUGCUUCUUGUUAGUACUUGUCUUGAAAACUUAACAUGGUCAGAAGCCCCUGAGUUUUGUAGAAGGAAAUCAUGUGGUCAUCCAGGAGAACUACUCCAUGGCAGAGCUGAUCAUAUGAGAGAAUUUCUGUUUGGUGCAAAAAUAGACUUGCUCUGUGAAGAUGGGUACAAAUUAAUUGGGCGGCCUUUCAUUCAAUGUGAGCUUAAGGGAGAUGAAGUUGAAUGGAGUAAACUUCCAACUUGCCAAGUGAUUACUUGUUCUUCCCCUCCUUACAUUGCCAAUGGGACAUACGAUGGCAGGGGUGUAGAAAAUUUUGCUUAUAACUCAACAGUAACUUACAGAUGUGACCGUGGGUUCCGGCUUAUUGGAGCUGCUUCCAUUCAUUGUACAACAAAAGAUAAAACAAGUGGAAUCUGGAGUGGAUCCGCUCCUAAAUGCAAUGUGAUUAUUUGUUUUCCUCCUCCUAAUAUUGCCAAUGGGAUGCACAAUGGCAGUCAUCUGGAAAGCUUUGACUAUAACUCAUCAGUAACUUACAAAUGUGACCAUAAUUUCUCACUUACUGGAGAGGCCUCCAUUCACUGUACAACUAAAGAUAACAUCAAUGGAGUCUGGAAUGGGUCUGCCCCUGAAUGCAAAGUCAUAAUUACCCAGGACAAACCCACAACUGUCCCUCCCGAAGGAGCAGAAGGAGCUGGUACUUCCUCAGGUCUGUGUGGGACCCUGCCAACGCUCAGUCGUGCCAUCCCCCGUGAUGCUAACCGCACAGAGGGCUUCCCUAUCAACGCAGAAGUGACAUACAAGUGCGUUGAUGGCUUUGUUAAAAUCCCUGGAAAGUCAGACACUGUAGUUUGCCUUUCAAACUCAGAGUGGUCAACCAUUGGAGAAUUUUGUGGUCGUGGCUGUGGUGCCCCACCAAGGUUAAAAUCUGCUGCCUUAAGUAAGGAAGAUGAGAAGAAGAAUUACCAUCCUAGUGGGUCCACUGUGAGUUAUGUCUGCCGUCCAGGAUAUGAGAGGACAGAACUGACACCUGUCAUUACUUGUCUUGAGAAUUUAAUAUGGUCAGAAACCCCUGAGUUCUGUAGAGGGAAAACUUGUGGUGUUCCAAAAGGACCAGAGCGUGGCAGAGCUGUUGAUAUAACAAAUGACCUGUAUGGUGCAAAAGUAAACAUAAUUUGUGAUGACGGGUUUAGAUUACGUGGGCGGACUUUCAUCCAGUGUUUGCUGAAGGGAGAUCAAGUUGAAUGGAGCCCAUUUCCAACUUGUCAAGCUAUUACUUGUUCUCCUCCUCCUAAUAUUGCCAAUGGGACACACAAUGGCAGCAAAGUGGAAAUCUUUCACUAUAACUCAUUGGUAAUUUACAAAUGUGACCAUAAUUUCUCACUUACUGGAGAGGCCUCCAUUCACUGUACAACUAAAGAUAACAUCAAUGGAGUCUGGAACGGGUCUGCCCCUGAAUGCAAAGGUCUGUGUGGGACCCUGCCAACGCUCAGUCAUGCCAUCCCCCAUGAUGCUAAUCGCACAGAGGGCUUCCCUAUCAAUGCAGAGUGGUCAACAAUUGGAGAGUUUUGUAAUGGGCAUGGCAUUGAUAAACCCAGCAGCAUCAGCAUCAGCAUCAUCAUCAGUGCUGUCAUCAUUGUUUGUGCUGGGAUCAUUGUAGCUUCCAUUAUAAUAUGGCAAAAGAAAAAACAUUCUUACAGUGUAAGUCUGGAUUCCCAAAAGCAUCACAUUACAACAGAACAUGAUUUCCAGAUGAGUGAAACAAAAUCUUAUUUCAUCUUGAAAGCAUAACAGACAUUGGAAGAAAAUCAUGGAAAAGUUAGGAGAUUAGACCACCCCGGGGCAACUGCAGUUACUUUCACUACAACUUCUUAACACUUUAUCAUAUGUGUUAUUUGGAAUAGGCCUUUUUCUUAUAUAAAAGGGAUACUGAAAAAAGUGAUGUUGAGCUCUAGCCCUGUGCUCUCAUCUAAUCACUAUAUCUUUACUUCCCCCACUCCCACCCUCACUUCCUGUUAGGCUGUGCAUAACACAGGCAGCACAUACUUGUUUUAACUCUGAAAAAUAUUUCCAUAAGAUCCCAGGGGGGCACAAGGGGAGGGAGCAGAUUGUGUAUUUUAAUUGCAUCUGUGAAUAGCAGAAUUAUAGAACAUAUGAUGCUUA
Molecule: messenger RNA, 2590 nt
Organism: Dermochelys coriacea (leatherback sea turtle)
Lineage: Eukaryota; Metazoa; Chordata; Testudines; Dermochelyidae
Product: complement component receptor 1-like protein
Exons: 18
Coding region: 47-2218 (723 amino acids)
Biological process (GO): negative regulation of complement activation, classical pathway
Source: RefSeq, a predicted model, not a curated record